Molecule: messenger RNA, 1581 nt
Organism: Anopheles maculipalpis
Lineage: Eukaryota; Metazoa; Arthropoda; Insecta; Diptera; Culicidae
Product: probable elongation factor 1-delta
Exons: 5
Coding region: 212-1573 (453 amino acids)
Biological process (GO): translational elongation
Cellular component (GO): eukaryotic translation elongation factor 1 complex; cytosol
Molecular function (GO): translation elongation factor activity; guanyl-nucleotide exchange factor activity
Source: RefSeq, a predicted model, not a curated record
CUAUGACAAGAGGCCCGCGAGCCUGUCAGCAAAAAUAACGCGUGUCGAAAUCCAAAAAAAUCGAGCUCCGGCACUCUCCUUCGGUGUGGAACUUAUUGAUUUUUCCCUUUUUGCGCUUUGCACUAUAGUCGUUGCAGUGAUUCUUGUUCGCUAUUGUGAAUAAGACCCUCUUCCUAGCACCGUAACAAGAGACUAUUAAUAAAAGCGCAAAAUGGCUGCUGCAGCAAUGGCACAUGAGAAAGUAUGGCAGGACAAAUCGACGAUGAGCGCAGCUGAGAAAACGUACUACGAGUACAUGGCCAAGCUUUCCGUUGCGGGGAAGAUGGAGUCGCAGGAUGGAGUGCUGCCAGCCGGGCCGAAAAUAGAUCCACCAAAAAAAGGAAACGCUGUUGCUACUCAACAACAACCAGCAGCAGCAGCUUCGCGACAGCAGCAACAAGGGCAGACAAAAAAGGUGGACGACGCAUCAGUAGAAGCUUCUUCACCACCGUCACCGCCGGCUGCCGAUGCACCGAAGGCUAAGAAGGACAAAAAGAAGAGAAACAAGGGCAAGAAAGAUAGUACACCGACUGAUACUGAGUCUUCCGAAAAGUCGAUUAACAAUAGUACCGUAGCAACGGCAGCUGAUACAUCAACCGAUUCUAAAGCACAGCAAUCCCCUGUCCUUGAGCAAACCGAGGCACCUAAGGAAUCGGGAAAGAAAAAAUCUAAAAAGUCCAAGAAAUCCAAGGGACAGGAAGAUACAUCGACGGAAAACGAUAACAAGUAUCAAGAGCAGCAGAAUGCCAAAAAUCUGAAGGAGAAGGAGAACUUGGCCCACAAGCUGUGCGACAACAUAACGGAGGAACUGAACAAGAUCAACUCCUUUCCAUCUCAGUGCACUUUGGCAUCGGAAAUUUCGAAAGCCAGGCAACACAUCAAGAAUUCCCUCGAGCGGAUGGAUGGUAUUGCCGCAUUGGCAGCUAGCCCCGGAGCCGAGUUGCUGGAUCGUUUGUCCUCGGUGGAGAAGGAAAACGAAAAGCUUCGCUCGAUUAUUGACGGACUGAACAAUCUGGUCAUCGAUUUGCACGAACGUGUCCGAACGCUCGAGUCGGGCAGCGGCGUUAAACCAGCUGCCGCCAAGCCUGCCGCCCCGAAACCUGCCGCCGCCGCCCCUGCCAAGAAGGUCGAAGCGGAAGACGACGACGAUGAUGAUGUGGAUUUGUUCGGUUCGGAGGAUGAAGGCGAGGACCAGGCGGCCGCCGAGUUGCGCGAAAAGCGUUUGGCUGAGUACGCGGCGAAAAAGUCGAAGAAACCGGCCCUGAUUGCGAAAUCGAACGUGAUCCUCGAUAUCAAACCGUGGGACGACGAGACCGACAUGAAGCUGAUGGAACAGGAGGUGCGUAAAAUCAGCGCCGAUGGACUGCUCCUCGGUGCGGCCAAGCUGGUACCGUUGGCGUACGGCAUCCACAAGCUGCAGAUGUCGUGUGUGAUUGAGGAUGAUAAGAUUUCCGUCGACUGGCUGCAGGAGGAGAUCGAGAAGAUUGAGGAUUAUGUGCAAAGCGUGGAUAUCGCUGCAUUCAAUAAGAUUUAAAGUGUGUG